UAAUCAAACUUAAUCCAAAAUAUUGAGAAACUAAAAACAACAACAAAUUGUAAAAGGAGAAAGAAAGAACUCGGAAAAAACGAAAAGUAGAGGCGCAUGUUAGCGAGGUCUGCGUAAGUUGGACUCAACGCCCAAGUCAAAUAAAAAAUUUUCCAUUCACUGCUGCUUCUAAAAUCACUACGAUUAAAUAAAUGAAGAUUGAAUGACAAAAAAUUCAAAAUCAAAUUUGCAAAAAAAUCUGAUAGAAAUUUGAAAAUCUCCAUUGUUCUGAGUCAGCCGAAGAAGAAUUAUAAAUGGCUAAGCUAAGCUGCGAUUACCGGUUCCUUCUCAUCCCCGCUGCAAUCGUAUUCAUUUACAUCCAGAUGCGGCUUUUCGCCACGCAAUCUGAAUAUGCCGAUCGAAUAGCCGAAGCGAUGGAUGCAGAGCACCAUUGUUCAAGUCAAAUGCGCCUACUCAUUGAUCAAAUAAGUAUGCAACAAGAACAAAUUGUGGCCUUGGAAGAGGGGAAGAAGCGAAAGGAGCAGGAGUGUGCACAACUGAAGGCUCUUGUUCAAGAUCUUGAAAAGAAAGGCCUUCAAAGAAUAAUUGACAAAACACAGGUACCAGUGGCAGCAGUUGUCAUAAUGGCAUGCAAUCGGGCUGAUUAUCUGGAAAGGACUAUUGCUUCUGUCUUAAAGUAUCAAAGCUCUCUUGCUUCAAAAUAUCCCCUUUUUGUAUCUCAGGAUGGAUCAGAUCCAAAUGUUAGAAGUAAGGCUUUGAGUUAUAAUCAGCUGACAUAUAUGCAGCACUUGGAUUAUGAUCCAGUGCAUACAGAAAGGCCUGGGGAAUUGAUUGCAUACUACAAGAUUGCUCGUCACUACAAAUGGGCAUUGGAUGAGUUGUUCUACAAGCACAAUUUUGACCGAGUAAUCAUACUUGAAGACGAUAUGGAAAUCGCCCCUGAUUUUUUUGAUUACUUUGAGGCAGCCUCAGCCCUUCUCGACAAGGAUAAGUCAAUUAUGGCUGUUUCCUCAUGGAAUGACAAUGGGCAAAAGCAGUUUGUGCAUGACCCAUAUGCACUUUAUCGCUCAGAUUUCUUCCCUGGUCUUGGGUGGAUGCUUACUAGAUCUACAUGGAAUGAGCUAUCACCAAAGUGGCCAAAAGCUUACUGGGAUGACUGGUUGAGAUUAAAAGAGAAUCACAAAGGUCGACAAUUUCUCCGCCCUGAAGUUUGCAGAACAUAUAAUUUUGGUGAGCAUGGUUCUAGUAUGGGACAGUUUUUCCAAAAAUAUCUUGAGCCUAUAAAGAUGAAUGACAUUAAGGUGGACUGGAAGUCACAGGAUUUGAGCUACCUAAUGGAGGACAAAUACAAGAAAUAUUUUGCCGACAUGGUGGAAAAAGCAAAACCUGUCCCUGGAACGGAUGCUGUUCUUAAGGCAUCUAACAUAAAAGGGGAUGUGCGUAUUCAGUAUAAAGACCAAUCAGACUUUGAACGCCUGGCACACCAGUUUGGAGUGUUUGAAGAAUGGAAGGAUGGUGUACCAAGAACAGCAUAUAAAGGAGUAGUGGUUUUCCGAUACCAGCCACCAAGACGUGUAUUUCUUGUUGGUCCUGACUCUCUACGGCAGCUUGGGAUAAAAAAUGCUUGAAAACUCAAAGUGAUCCUGAUAAAAGUUCGAAGUGAACGGCAGAGAGGAUUCAGCAGAUGAAGUUAUUUUUUAAGGGUAAGAAAGGCUCAACGUAGGAUGGAAUACUGGUUUAAAUAAGAAAGAGCUCCUGGCCAUGCUUUUCUUACGGUCCAUAGUUUUCGAUUAGGGAAUUUGACAUGAAUACAUCCCUUCCCGCAGGCAUUCAGGUCUCACAUAUAUUCACAAACAAAGGCCUUGAUUUUUGUAGGUUUUGAUACGAUGACUUCAUCCUUUUAUGAUUUUUUUUUUUUUUUAAUUUUGAUAGUUAGUUCUUCCAUGCGAUUGUAAAAGUAAAAGUUUUUUUUUUUUUUUUUUUCUCUCUGGUGAAACCUUUCUUUUAAUCAAAAGAAUGUUAAAUAUUAAUUAUAUAUCUAGAAGUUCCAAGUUGUAAUAUGAAAAUUGUUUAGAACAUCUUAUUUUCUUUGAGCAAAACCAACCUUUCCAAAUUAUUUUCAUGGAAAAGACUAAUAAAAGUGUUGUACGAAUAGCCAACUGCUCACUCUUUAUGCUAAAAGGGGUA
Molecule: messenger RNA, 2187 nt
Organism: Durio zibethinus
Lineage: Eukaryota; Viridiplantae; Streptophyta; Magnoliopsida; Malvales; Malvaceae
Product: alpha-1,3-mannosyl-glycoprotein 2-beta-N-acetylglucosaminyltransferase-like
Cellular component (GO): Golgi apparatus
Molecular function (GO): alpha-1,3-mannosylglycoprotein 2-beta-N-acetylglucosaminyltransferase activity
Source: RefSeq, a predicted model, not a curated record